AUGGAACUGAGUUCUCAUGAUGAGGCGCCUGUCCAGCAAUCAGGUGAAGCAGGCAUUCUCGUCUACUCAAGGCGUCCAAGAAAGAAGCAUACCGAGACAGUUGUAGAAUUGGGGCCUACGGAGGAUUUCAUCCACCGGAUCUCCAGGCCUUUGCCAACUCUCUCCACCCCAGCUAUUCCGAAGCAUCGUUGCCAACCCACUGUUUCAACUCUCCCUCCAAGGCGAAGUAGGCGGAUAGCCAAGCUGCCGCCAGAAACCAACCCACAAGCAGCCGGGACACGGCAUUCGGUGUCAGUCAAAUUUAAGUCCGGCGAUGAGCAUGUUUGGUGGUUCACCAGGGUUUAUGGACCACAUCAAGAUGCUGAGAAGAUUGCUUUCCUAGAUGAAAUCAGGGAAGUGCGGGCUAACUGUGGAGGGCCAUGGAUGAUGGCCGGUGAUUUUAACAUGAUUUACUCGGCCGAGGAUAAAAACAAUGAAAAUUUAAACAGAGCGAUGAUGGGUCGAUUUCGCCGGCUAGUGAAUGAUCUAGAGCUGAAGGAAAUUCCACUGAUGGGCAGACGCUAUACCUGGUCCAACGAAAGAGAUGCCCCUACCCUGGUUAAAUUGGACCGUGUCCUUUGCACGGCAGACUGGGAAGCAUUGUAUCCAGAGUGCAUUUUGCAGAGUCAAGCUACCGAGAUAUCUGAUCACUGCCCUCUCUUACUCGGUCUCGAGGAAGGAAUUCAAGGCAAAAAGUGA
Messenger RNA from Miscanthus lutarioriparius, 738 nucleotides. The record is from the annotation of a GenBank genome assembly. NCBI's taxonomy places the organism in Eukaryota, Viridiplantae, Streptophyta, Magnoliopsida, Poales, Poaceae.